AUGGCUAGCAAGACCGACGCGCCGCCGCCCUACGGGGGCCAGCCCGAGGCGCCCAAGCCGACUUACGGGAACGAAUCGUCCAAUCCAUACGACCAGAACCGGCAGCAAGGCUACUAUCCUCCUGGCGGACCUGCCGGACCGCAACAGAACUACUAUCAGCAGCAAGGGCCGCCGCAGCAAGGAUACUACCAGCCUGGCCCCCAGAUGGGAUAUUACAAUCAGCAGCAGGGACCGUACCCCUCAGGCCAAGGCCCGUACCCGCCGCAGGGCCAGUAUGGUCCCGGCCCCGGACAAUACCAACAGGGCCCCGGCUACGUCCCGCAGCAGAGGCAAAGCGCAGCGCCAGGCAUUUGUGGAGGCCUGUUAGCUGGUCUCGCGUGUUGCUGUUGCUUGGAUCUCCUAUUCUAA
Molecule: messenger RNA, 408 nt
Organism: Purpureocillium takamizusanense
Lineage: Eukaryota; Fungi; Ascomycota; Sordariomycetes; Hypocreales; Ophiocordycipitaceae
Exons: 1
Coding region: 1-408 (135 amino acids)
Source: RefSeq, a predicted model, not a curated record